UUACGAGAAGUGGAACUACAGGAAGGAGGAAAGAAUAAAAAGGUUACGGAGGCGAACAAGGAAGAGUACAUUGAUGCGAUCAUCAAGUGGCGCUUCGGGAACCGCAUCAAACCACAUAUGGGACACAUAAAGAAGGGAUUGUUCGAAGUGAUCCCAAAAAACAUGUUAUCGAUUUUCGAUCCCAAUGAGCUUGAGCUGCUUGUCUGCGGUUUGCCAGUAAUCGACAUCGAAGACUGGCAACAACAUACGCUGUACGCGGGUAGAUAUACGCGUUCUCAUCCGGUAACUUUUAUGAAACGAUUUUUACGCGUUGCUUGA
Molecule: messenger RNA, 318 nt
Organism: Gongylonema pulchrum
Lineage: Eukaryota; Metazoa; Nematoda; Chromadorea; Rhabditida; Gongylonematidae
Source: the annotation of a GenBank genome assembly